GUGUGUGUGUGUGUGUGUGUGUGUGUGUGUGUGUGUGUAGAUGUAUAUGUCAUAAGGGCUAAGAAGGAAAAUGCAACAGGGUAAGUAGGAUAGAAAGGAACAGCGUGAGGGUCAUAGUGUGUAUUAUCUUAGGUGAGAUUGUGAGAGACAGCUUUUCUGUAUGAUAUCUGAAUAGAGUUCUAGAAGGACUUAGGGAGGCAGCCAAGAGGGCCUUUGGAGGAAGAGUGAUCCUGGCAGAGAGCACAAGUGUGUGGCUGGCAUGUUCAGGGGACAGUGAGGGGGCAGUAUGGCAGGUCUGAGUAAGGGAAUAGGAAAAGGGUAAAAGGUGAGCUCAGAACAGGGCAGAGGUCCAGACCCUGAAGGGCAUUACAGUCUGUGGUAAGCACCUUGGCUUUUGGCUCCAGAAUAAGUUGUACCUCCUCUGAAUUUUUACUUCAAGUUCCUUUGUGAAGCCUUCCUUGACUAUCCCUGUUUUUGUUGAUUUAUCCUUGGUAACUCCUGGAGAACCUGAAGUUAUUGACCACAUAACUCAUAUAUUGCUUAACUGACUAAGCAAUAUGUGCCUGGUUGUCUUCUUAUAGGUUUUUGGUUCCAUUCUAACUUCUUGGUAACUUUCUCUAGCAUAAGGACUUAGUUUUAAACCUUUCUUUCUUAUAUGAUGUUUUGCACCUAGUUGGUACUUAAUGUAUCUUUGUUUUGUGAGGUUCUGGCUUUAGAUGUCAGCAGUAGGAAUUUGUAAUGUCUAAGAAAUAAGAGAGAGGACUUGGUGUUAGAUUACACAUAAGGAAUGAUGUUUAGAUUUUAGUUUGUGAUCCUGGAAGAAUAAAUGGUGUUGUAGACAGAGAAAGGAAAGUUGGGAAGAGAAGCUGAUUUUAGAGUAAAUUGAUGAAUUUGGUUUGGAAUUUAUUGACCUUUCUAUGCUAGUAGCAUAUCCAAAUAAAUUUGUCCAGAAUGAUUUUGAUGUCAGAUAUAUACAGUGUUGGAGUUAUUUGUGACUGCUGCCUACACUUAUGUAAUCUUCUCAAGGGCAGGGACAACAUAUUACUCAUAUUUCCAGUACUUGGAACAGUGAAAUAAUAGGUGCUUAAGUCAUUGGUACUUAGUAAGUUUAUUGAGAUGAGAAGUUGGUAUGUAGCCAUGAUACAUGUCUUAGAAAAGGCAUAAGCUCUGGUAGGGUCAUUGUGGGUCUGAAUUCUAUCCCCACUAUGCUCUACAUGUGUGGUUUUGGUUGAGUAAAUGAGCACUAUGAAUCGCAGGUGUUCUCAACUGGGAAAUGGAACAAGAAGACCUUCCUUGCAGGGCUGUGAGAUAAUGAAUGUAGGCAUAGGUUCUAGCAUAGACUAGUGGCUCAAUAAAUAGUACCUGUUCAUUCAGCUAAAAUUGUUAAUAUGAUUAUUAUAAAGAUAAUGCACUCUAUUGAAUUUCAGAUUCUCAGGCUUGGAAAACAACUCAAAAGCAGUCCCUUAGAAUUAACUUUUCUUAUUUAUACUGUUUUAAUGACUUAUUUAUACUGAUAUAGUUAGUGAUCAAUUUGCAUGUAAUCUCCCAUAUUAGCCAAUCCUGGGAAUGCGUACAGAAGUCAGAGGGUAAUAAGUUAAACAUGGUUGGAACAUUGAUACAUCAGUUACUAUUAUUAUGCAUAUCAGUUGGUAUUCUAGUAGUUUACCUGUUAUAUUCCAGCUAUCAAAACAGCUUUAUGGUGGAUUAGGAGUUGAUAGACAUGUUGGAUGGUAAAUAAUAGUAGAAUUACAUAAUAUUUUUAUAUUUAUAAAUGUAUCUCCUUAAAUAGGAUGAAAUAAUUUCACAGAAGAUGAAUGAAACUCAAUCCCCAUAGAAAUAGAUUUUAUAGUAAUGAAAUAAGUUCUAAAUUCAGGGAAGGAAAUGGAAUCUGUUAAAAUUCAUUGGGGGUAAAAUUCUUGAUUAAAAUAUUUUAUUCUGUAAGAUACUUAAAAUCUUUUUUCUUCAAACAAAUUAAGAUUGUAGCCUAGAGUACUUCCUUUUCCUUUUUUUCUCUAGAUAUAACUGCCUUACAAGCCUAAGUAUGUCUUAAAAUGAUUUCCUGACCACGUAGGUGUUUUUGGCUUUGAUUCCUUAGGAGCUGUUGGGUGCCUCUGAAACUGCAUGUUUUACUUUUUGUGUUGGAGCAGAUGUCGUGGCACUAAGACCCAGAAACCGUUUGCUCUGUGUGGCUGGAGCUAGGCUGGCUGUGCUCACACUGAAGGGAAGGAAGUCAUUAGUGCAGACUGAGCUGUGGAGUUGGGUUCUUGCAGGAUUUCCUUCCAGCCUUUCCCCACUAAGGUUCUUGGGAAUUAAAAAAAAAAAUCUAAACACACAAACCAAGUUUUCCUAUUUACAGUGUUCAGGGAAGGUAGGCAUUUCGAGAAAGGCAGAUCCUUUUCCCAAGUUAUCCAAGAAGGAAGCGAAAACAGCGUAAAGAAGCUCUGAUUACAGAUCUUUGGAAUUUUCUUUGCUAAAUUUUACAAACGAGAAAUACACCCAGAAUUGUGGGAAUUGCUCCAGGCUGCGCGUGAGGGUUUGAUUGCUUGUCUGAUCUUUUUUGAGAAGAGGAGAAAUCGCCAAAAGGGGUUUGGAUGGCAGAAGCCCGGUUGGGAUUCUGUAGCAGCUCGCGAUCUCAGUCUCUUCUCUGAGGGAGGGUCUCUGCAGCCAGCUUGGAGACCCCCUGCCGCAGGCUCCUUUUGCAGGCGCUGGCCGGGAAAAUGCCCCGCUCUGGCAGGAGUACGCCGGUGGCUGCUGGGACUUCCUAGCCUGGUGGGAAGUGUGUUCGUGGUUUGGGGAUACUUUUCAUUGAACUGAAGGCGAAAAGACUGGACUCUCCUGGGGCUUUUCCCUUCGCAGUGAAUAUGGGAAAGAAUUAGGGGGUGGGAGGGAGGCAGCAUGACUUGCAGUCGUCGCUGCCCUGCAUCUGCCCCCAGCCCCCAGCCAACAUCUUGAUGUUCCACGUAUCGGCUGUACAAAUAUGAUGAAAUGGCAGCCCCGGAAGAAGGCAUACUUCCGACAGGGUGUUGCCCUCCAGUACCUUGGACGUCAUGCCGAUGCCCUGGCAGCCUUUGCAUCUGGACUGGCUCAAGACCCCAAGAGUCUCCAGCUUCUGGUGGGGAUGGUGGAAGCCGCCAUGAAAUCUCCCAUGAGAGACUCCCUCGAGCCCACUUAUCAGCAGCUUCAGAAAAUGAAACUGGACAAGAGUCCCUUUGUGGUCGUGUCUGUGGUUGGUCAGGAACUCCUGACAGCUGGCCAUCAUGGGGCCUCUGUGGUUGUCUUAGAAGCCGCACUGAAGAUUGGCACCUGCAGCCUCAAACUGAGAGGUUCUGUUUUCUCUGCCCUGAGCAGUGCUUACUGGUCUCUUGGAAAUACAGAGAAGAGCACUGGAUAUAUGCAGCAGGACUUGGAUGUAGCCAAGACCUUAGGUGACCAGACAGGAGAAUGCCGAGCUCAUGGGAAUCUGGGCUCUGCAUUCUUCUCCAAAGGAAAUUACCGGGAGGCUCUCACUAACCACAGGCAUCAGUUGGUACUCGCCAUGAAACUCAAAGAUCGAGAGGCAGCUUCAUCAGCCUUGAGCAGUCUGGGCCAUGUGUACACAGCCAUUGGAGACUACCCCAAUGCACUGGCCAGUCACAAGCAGUGUGUUCUUCUUGCCAAGCAAUCCAAAGAUGAACUUUCUGAAGCCCGAGAACUUGGCAACAUGGGAGCUGUGUAUAUUGCCAUGGGUGACUUUGAGAAUGCUGUGCAGUGCCAUGAGCAGCAUCUGAAGAUAGCCAAGGACCUGGGGAACAAGCGAGAAGAGGCCCGGGCUUACAGCAACCUGGGCAGUGCCUAUCACUACCGGAGGAACUUUGACAAGGCCAUGUCUUACCACAACUAUGUCCUGGAGCUGGCACAGGAGUUGAUGGAGAAGGCCAUUGAGAUGCGAGCCUAUGCUGGACUAGGCCAUGCUGCCAGGUGCAUGCAGGAUUUGGAGAGGGCUAAACAGUACCAUGAGCAGCAGCUGGGCAUUGCUGAGGAUCUCAAGGACCGGGCUGCAGAAGGGCGAGCAUCCUCCAAUCUAGGAAUCAUACACCAGAUGAAAGGCGAUUAUGAUACUGCACUGAAACUCCAUAAGGCCCAUCUGUGCAUCGCUCAGGAGCUGAGUGAUUAUGCUGCCCAGGGCCGUGCCUAUGGGAAUAUGGGCAACGCCUACAACGCUCUUGGCAUGUACGACCAGGCGGUCAAAUACCAUCGGCAGGAGCUGCAGAUCUCCAUGGAAGUGAACGACCGCGCCUCGCAGGCCUCCACGCAUGGGAACCUUGCCGUGGCCUACCAGGCGCUGGGUGCCCAUGACCGAGCCCUGCAACACUAUCAGAACCACUUGAACAUCGCCCGGGAGCUACGAGACAUCCAAAGCGAGGCCCGGGCCCUCAGCAACCUGGGUAAUUUCCACUGCUCUCGGGGAGAGUAUGUCCAGGCUGCCCCCUAUUAUGAACAGUAUCUCCGGCUUGCUCCUGACCUUCAAGACAUGGAAGGAGAAGGGAAGGUCUGCCACAACCUUGGCUAUGCCCAUUACUGCCUUGGAAAUUACCAGGAGGCAGUGAAGUACUACGAGCAGGAUCUGGCACUGGCCAAAGACCUUCACGACAAGUUGAGCCAAGCAAAAGCCUACUGCAAUUUGGGCUUAGCAUUCAAGGCUCUGCUGAAUUUCAGUAAAGCUGAAGAGUGUCAGAAGUACCUACUGUCCCUAGCCCAGUCUCUGAAUAAUUCCCAGGCUAAAUUUCGAGCCCUAGGCAACCUGGGCGAUAUAUUCAUCUGUAAAAAAGAUAUAAGUGGUGCAAUAAAAUUCUAUGAGCAGCAGCUGGGCUUAGCUCACCAGGUGAAGGAUAGAAGACUAGAGGCCAGUGCAUAUGCAGCCCUGGGCACUGCAUACCGAAUGAUUCAGAAGUAUGACAAGGCCCUGGGUUAUCACACACAGGAACUGGAGGUAUAUCAGGAGCUGAGUGACUUGCCAGGGGAGUGCAGAGCUCAUGGGCACCUGGCUGCCGUCUACAUGGCCCUUGGGAAAUACACAAUGGCAUUCAAGUGUUACGAAGAGCAACUGGAUCUAGGGCAAAAGCUGAAGGAUCCGAGUCUGGAAGCCCAGGUCUAUGGCAACAUGGGCAUCACAAAGAUGAACAUGAAUGUGAUGGAAGAAGCCAUUGGCUACUUUGAGCAGCAAUUGGCCAUGCUGCAGCAGCUAAGUGGAAAUGAGUCUGUGCUCGACAGGGGCCGGGCCUAUGGCAACCUGGGGGAUUGCUAUGAAGCCCUGGGUGACUAUGAGGAAGCUAUCAAAUACUACGAACAAUAUUUAUCUGUUGCCCAGAGUCUGAAUCGCAUGCAAGACCAAGCCAAGGCUUACCGCGGCCUGGGAAAUGGACACAGGGCAAUGGGGAACUUGCAGCAAGCCCUUGUGUGCUUUGAAAAGAGGCUCGUGGUUGCCCAUGAGCUCGGGGAGGCCUUCAAUAAAGCCCAGGCCUAUGGAGAGCUGGGAAGUCUGCACAGCCAAUUAGGGAAUUACGAACAAGCCAUUUCCUGCCUUGAACGCCAGCUGAACAUUGCUAGAGAUAUGAAAGACCGUGCCCUGGAGAGUGACGCAGCCUGUGGCCUGGGGGGCGUUUACCAGCAGAUGGGGGAGUAUGACACAGCCCUGCAGUACCACCAGCUUGAUCUACAGAUAGCAGAGGAAACCAACAACCCCACAUGCCAGGGCCGAGCCUAUGGGAACCUGGGCCUGACUUAUGAAUCCCUGGGCACCUUCGAGAGGGCUGUGGUCUAUCAAGAACAGCACUUGAGCAUUGCUGCACAGAUGAAUGACUUGGUGGCCAAGACGGUGUCAUAUAGUAGCCUUGGAAGGACCCAUCAUGCCUUGCAGAACUAUUCCCAAGCAGUCAUGUACUUACAGGAAGGUUUAAGGUUAGCUGAGCAACUGGGCCGAAGAGAAGAUGAGGCAAAAAUUCGCCAUGGCCUUGGCCUCUCCCUUUGGGCUAGUGGAAACUUGGAGGAGGCCCAACACCAGCUUUAUAGGGCAUCAGCCUUGUUUGAAACGAUCCGACACGAGGCACAGCUGAGCACGGACUACAAACUCUCCCUCUUUGACCUACAGACAUCAUCCUACCAGGCCUUGCAGCGGGUGCUCGUCAGCCUAGGCCAUCAUGAUGAAGCCCUGGCCGUGGCGGAAAGGGGACGGACAAGGGCAUUUGCUGAUCUUCUGGUGGAACGACAAACAGGACAACAGGACUCCGACCCCUACUCCCCAGUCACUAUUGAUCAGAUCUUAGAGAUGGUUAAUGGCCAGAGGGGACUGGUGCUUUACUAUUCCCUGGCCGCAGGCUAUCUGUAUAGCUGGCUGCUUGCUCCUGGGGCAGGAAUUCUGAAGUUUCAUGAACACUACCUGGGUGAGAACACAGUGGAAAACUCAAGUGACUUCCAGGCCAGCAGCAGUGCAACCCUUCCAACAGCAACCGGCUCAGCCCUGGAGCAGCACAUUGCCAGUGUCCGGGAGGCCCUGGGGGUGGAGUCUCACUACUCAAGGGCCUGUGCCAGCAGUGAGACGGAGAGUGAAGCAGGAGACAUCAUGGACCAGCAAUUUGAAGAGAUGAACAACAAACUCAACUCAGUCACUGACCCCACUGGCUUCCUGCGGAUGGUUCGCCGAAAUAACCUCUUUAACAGGAGCUGCCAGAGCAUGACAAGCCUGUUCAGUAACACUGUGUCACCGACCCAGGACGGGACCUCCUCUCUUCCCAGGAGGCAGAGCUCGUUUGCCAAGCCCCCGCUCCGUGCCCUGUAUGACCUGCUCAUCGCGCCCAUGGAAGGGGGCCUGAUGCACUCCAGCGGCCCGGUGGGUCGGCACCGGCAGCUCAUCCUGGUUCUGGAGGGGGAGCUCUACCUCAUUCCUUUCGCCCUCCUGAAGGGAAGCUCCUCCAACGAGUACCUCUACGAGCGCUUCGGCCUCCUCGCCGUCCCUUCCAUCCGCUCCCUUAGCAUGCAGUCCAAGUCUCACUUACGGAAGAACCCGCCCACAUACUCCAGCUCCACAUCCAUGGCGGCUGUCAUCGGCAAUCCCAAGCUCCCAUCGGCCGUGAUGGACAGGUGGCUGUGGGGGCCCAUGCCAUCAGCCGAGGAAGAGGCCUACAUGGUGUCUGAGCUGCUGGGCUGCCAGCCCCUAGUGGGCAGUGUGGCCACCAAGGAGAGAGUCAUGAGCGCCCUGACCCAGGCUGAGUGUGUCCACUUUGCCACCCACAUCUCCUGGAAGCUGUCGGCCUUGGUCCUCACGCCCAGCAUGGACGGCAACCCUGCCAGCAGCAAGAGCUCCUUCGGCCACCCCUACACGAUCCCUGAGUCCCUGCGGGUGCAGGAUGAUGCCAGUGAUGGAGAGAGCAUCUCAGACUGCCCGCCCUUGCAGGAGCUGCUGCUCACAGCCGCCGACGUCCUGGACUUGCAGCUGCCCGUGAAGCUGGUGGUGCUUGGCUCCUCCCAGGAGUCCAACAGCAAAGUCACAGCUGACGGGGUCAUUGCGCUGACAAGGGCCUUCCUGGCUGCCGGCACUCAGUGUGUCCUUGUGUCUCUGUGGCCUGCACCAGUGGCUGCUUCCAAGAUGUUCAUCCAUGCCUUCUACUCAUCCCUGCUGAAUGGCCUGAAAGCCAGCGCUGCCCUGGGGGAGGCCAUGAAGGUGGUGCAGAGCAGCAAGGCCUUCUCGCACCCCUCCAACUGGGCAGGGUUCAUGCUCAUCGGGAGUGACGUUAAGCUGAACAGCCCCUCAUCGCUCAUUGGCCAGGCUCUCACAGAGAUCCUGCAGCACCCGGAGCGCGCGCGGGACGCCCUGCGAGUGCUGCUGCACCUGGUGGAGAAGUCCCUGCAGCGCAUCCAGAAUGGGCAGCGCAACGCCAUGUACACGUCCCAGCAGAGCGUGGAGAACAAAGUGGGCGGCAUCCCUGGCUGGCAGGCCCUCCUCACUGCUGUGGGCUUCCGGCUGGACCCUCCGGCCAGUGGCCUGCCAGCAGCUGUCUUCUUCCCAACCUCUGACCCGGGCGACCGGCUCCAGCAGUGCAGCAGCACCAUCCAGUCCCUGCUGGGUCUGCCCAAUCCUGCCCUCCAGGCCCUUUGCAAACUCAUCACUGCCUCGGAGACGGGCGAGCAGCUCAUCAGCCGGGCUGUUAAAAAUAUGGUUGGAAUGCUCCACCAGGUGCUGGUUCAGCUCCAGGCUGGUGAGAAGGAGCAGGACUUGGCAUCAGCUCCCAUUCAGGUCUCCAUCAGCGUCCAGCUGUGGCGGCUCCCGGGAUGCCACGAGUUCCUGGCAGCUCUAGGUUUUGAUCUCUGUGAAGUUGGUCAGGAGGAAGUAAUCCUGAAAACCGGAAAGCAAGCCAACCGACGGACCGUGCACUUUGCGCUCCAGUCCCUGCUGUCUCUGUUUGAUUCCACUGAGCUACCCAAGCGCCUUAGCCUCGACAGCUCCUCCUCCCUGGAGUCUCUGGCUUCUGCUCAGUCUGUUUCCAACGCCCUACCCUUGGGCUACCAGCACCCCCCCUUCUCUCCCACUGGUGCAGACAGCAUUGCCUCAGACGCCAUCUCUGUGUACAGUCUGAGCUCCAUUGCCUCCUCCAUGAGCUUUGUCUCCAAACCUGAGGGUGGAUCAGAGGGUGGAGGCCCGGGAAGGCAGGACCAUGACCGGUCCAAGAACGCUUACCUGCAGAGAUCCACCCUGCCUCGCAGCCAGCUGCCUCCCCAGACCCGCCCUGCGGGCAACAAAGAUGAGGAAGAAUAUGAAGGGUUUUCCAUCAUCAGUAACGAGCCCUUGGCAACCUACCAAGAAAACCAAAAGACACGCUUCUCACCAGACCACAAACAACCCCGAGCUGGGGCAGCCGGAGGUGUGAGAGUCUCCGUGAGCUCCAAAGGGAGCAUCAGCACUCCAAAUUCUCCAGUGAAAAUGACUCUGAUUCCCAGCCCCAACUCACCCUUCCAAAAGGUGGGAAAACUAGCAAGUUCAGAUACAGGAGAAUCAGACCAGUCCAGCACAGAAACGGACAGUACCGUGAAAUCCCAAGAAGAAAGCAACCCAAAACUUGAUCCACAAGAGUUAGCCCAGAAAAUUCUAGAGGAGACACAGAGUCAUCUCAUUGCGGUAGAGCGUCUUCAGAGGAGUGGCGGCCAGGUGAGCAAGAGUAAUAACCCUGAAGACGGCGUUCAGGCGCCCAGCAGCGCGGCUGUCUUCAGAGCGUCAGAAACCAGCGCGUUCAGUAGGCCCGUCCUCUCCCAUCAGAAGAGUCAGCCAUCACCUGUCACGGUUAAACCAAAGCCCCCAGCGCGGAGCUCCUCCCUGCCCAAGGUGAGUUCCGGAUACAGCAGCCCCACCACCUCGGAGACGUCCAUCAAAGACAGCCCGAGCCAGCACAGUGGCCGGCCAUCGCCGGGCUCCGACUCGCAGACGUCCCAGCUGGACCAGCCUCUCUUUAAACUGAAGUACCCCAGCUCUCCUUACAGCGCUCAUAUUUCCAAAUCGCCAAGGAACAUGUCCCCAAGCUCUGGCCACCAGUCUCCUGCCGGCAGUGCACCCUCCCCAGCUCUCUCCUAUUCCUCAGCGGGAUCCGCUCGCUCCAGUCCGGCGGACGCUCCCGACAUUGACAAGCUGAAAAUGGCAGCCAUUGAUGAAAAGGUGCAGGCUGUCCAUAACCUGAAGAUGUUCUGGCAGAGCACACCCCAGCACUCCACGGGGCCACUGAAGACCCUCCGGGGGGCCCCUGGCACCAUGACUUCCAAAAGAGAUGUCCUCAGUCUGUUGAAUUUGUCACCACGGCACAACAAGGAGGAAGGGGUGGAUAAGCUUGAACUGAAGGAACUGUCCCUGCAGCAGCGUGACGGAGCUCCACCGAAAGCCCCUCCCAAUGGACACUGGCGCACUGAGACCACCGCGCUGGGCGAGCUGCCGUUGCCCGCCGGCCCUCCUGCCACGGCCCCCACGCGCCCUUUGAGACUUCCUUCUGGAAAUGGCUACAAGUUCCUGUCCCCAGGAAGAUUUUUCCCUUCUUCCAAAUGCUAAAGCAUCUUUUAUACGCACUGACUCUGAGCAGCCCGCAGACGGGGCCUGGCAUUUGCUGCAGCCGUUCCCUGUCUGAGUGCAGCCCCACCGCAGCCACCAGCACCUUCACGAAGCUGUGCUCUCCGGGCAAGAGGCACUACCACGUCCAAAGGCUGCCACACGCACUGGUGGCUUUCCUGGGCCUCUGGACCACAUUCACCAAAAGCCGGGACUUCUGUGGGGCUGGUCCAAGAGGCUGGUGGAAUUUCCUCCACAAUUCACCAAAUGUUUGUCUACCUUCGAACUCCCUGCUUCUCAUCUGUGAUAUGAUUCUUCACCAGUAUUUUGUACAAAAAUGGUCUUGGUUCUUGGGUGGGGAGAGGAAAGGGAGCACAUAUUUUGCUAGGAGGUAUAUAUGCAGUACCUUUUAUACACAGAAAUACAAAUAGAGCUUUUUCUAAGGCUUUCAGGUGCUGGUUGGGGGUGGGAGGUAUGAAAUUUCUCUAAGUUGAAUUCUACAGGAAAGUGUUAUAUUAGCCAAAAACAGAAUAAUGGUUUUUAAAAUGCCAAUGAUUUGUAAUUAAGUUGUAGCAAUUUUGGUCUCAUGAUAGUGUAAUAUCUCAGCAACAAUGCAAUAAUUCACAUUGAAACAGCGCUUCCAUUCUGAACUCUGCUCUGUAAAUGUCCGUUGGGUCUCGCUGUCAACCAAACGUGAAUUUUCGUAAAAAAAAUUAUGUGACUCUUAUCCAGGCAUUUUAGAACUAUGCAAUUGUGAUUUAAAAUGCAACUUUGUGCUUUUAAAACAUUUACUGACCUUUUUUGUACAUGGAUAAACAACUUGGUUUUAUUAUCAAUAGUACUUUGCAUUUAUAGCUAUUAUUUUUAAAAGCUCAAAAAGUUUUUUAAAAUGUCAAAUUUUGAAUAGUCAUCAGUAAGUAAUUGUCAAGUUUGGAAGGAAAGGUUGAAAUGAUUCAGUUUCCUUAUAAGCAA
Sapajus apella (tufted capuchin) is the source of this 11032-nucleotide messenger RNA. RefSeq names its product tetratricopeptide repeat domain 28 (gene TTC28). The transcript is spliced from 22 exons. The record is from RefSeq and is a predicted model, not a curated record. Bases 2978 to 10063 code for a protein of 2361 amino acids. Gene Ontology annotation, molecular function: protein binding. NCBI's taxonomy places the organism in Eukaryota, Metazoa, Chordata, Mammalia, Primates, Cebidae.